CCGAAAUGAAUCAUGGCGCCCUCACAUAUAACGGUGUCUUUGGGAAUAAUUCUUUUAUUAGGUUGUCAUUUGGCGUUUUCUCAACCUGAUAACGACUCAGAAACAGACAGACAAACUGAUAACAGGGUUGAUUCAAAUAAACAGAUUGAAAGGAAGGAAGAGGAUGGCAAUCGAGUGUUUGAACAAAGUAAUCGAGUGCCCAAAGCCACUGAGAGGCAUAUCCAGCCAACCGUCGCUAAUUCUGACGAUGAAGAAGGCCAAAGAGAUGCACCAACAGAACAGAAAAGACGAGAUGGAAAAAUAAGAUUUGCAGGAGGAAAUCAAAAGAUUGGUGGUAAUGAGUCACCAUGCCAUGAUGAUAUCAGCCGACUUUGUCCAGAAGUUCCUAAAGGAAACAACUUU
This is a messenger RNA of Stylophora pistillata, 402 nucleotides long. RefSeq names its product Golgi apparatus protein 1. NCBI's taxonomy places the organism in Eukaryota, Metazoa, Cnidaria, Anthozoa, Scleractinia, Pocilloporidae. The record is from RefSeq and is a predicted model, not a curated record. Gene Ontology annotation, cellular component: Golgi membrane.